GAUGGCACUGGGGGCUGUGAGGGGAGGCUUCUCCAACACCUGGAGAGCCCAGACACCUCCACUUGGUGUACCCCGAAGAGCCCAGAGUCCCCAGCCACACCAGGGCUCCCCCAACUUCCAAAUAGGGCUGGCUGGGGCUGCCCUCCUGCUUCUCACCCCAUCACUGGCUUCCCGGUAUUUGGGACUCCCAGACUCUACCUAGAGGGCGUGUUGGUCACCCCAUGAGAUUCCUUCAUGAUAUGAAGGCCGUGAAUGAGGAGAGGCGGGACGAAUAUCCAAGCAUUGCCCACAGGGGGUGCUGUAGAGAGGCCAAGCUUUGGAGGGGCUGCCUGGUCUUCUGGGGUUCCUGAUGUCCUAGGAGGGUCCUCCACCUGCCCCAAGCACGCCUCCCAGCCCACGGACCCUAACCUGUCCCAGAGGCCUGUGAGCACACGACCUUCUUGUCUUGUGGGCUCCUUGGAAACUCGCCCCCUUCCCCCCGUUCACACCAGGCCCCGGGGAUAUGGAAUUGUGCCCACAGGACAGCAGUGACUUCGGCCAACCAUUCCUCAUUUUCACCAAGUCUCCUGUAUCGGGUAUUCAUCACCCUCAACAGGUGGGGAGGCCCGAGGGGUUCCACCUUCCCCACGCCUCCCUGGACUUUCCUCAGCUUCCUGAGCCCUGGUAUACUCCUCCUGAGAUUCCUAGGCCUUGAGUGGGUUGGGUUUUUCCAUUUUUUUCUUGCAGCUGCAAAUCAGGAAACCAGAUCAUAAAGCCACCUUGGGUAAGUAGGUGGGAUAGAACCAGGCCUCGGAGCUACUGCUGGGGAUCAGGAAGCCCCCAGCCCCGUUUCUCCCUCCCUCCCCGCCUCCCUCUCUCAGGAAAAAGUCCCAGCCACUGCCUCUCAGCAGGGCUCCCUAGGAGCCACAGCAGCUCUGCCCCACACUGUGCCCAUUUCCCUGACUAGGGGCUCAAGCCUGGGGUCUGAGGAGGCUUUAGGCCUAGUGACCACUCCCUGAGGUGCCCAGGGGACAGCAGUUGCCUUGGUGACAGCGGGCAGCUGGUGACCAUCAUUGCCCAUUAGUGGACCCACCCGAGGUGGGUCUGGCUACUUAAAGAUGAGGACAGAAUAAAAAUACAAGCGAGGCCCCCAGCCUGGGGCUCGGCGUCGCGGGCUGCAGCUCAGCGCCUUGCCCCACAGCAGCUGUGGCUUGCACCUGCUCCAAGAGAGCAUCCUCCAAAGUGGGACCCCUCGGCAGGGCUCAGGACAGGGGUGUCCACCAGGGGUCCAGUCACUGCCACUGCUGUUGAGGGCAUCCUGCCAUGGAGCGUCACUGUGGGUGGGCUCUUCGCUGGGGUCCUAAGCAGGGCACGCGUUCUGAAGCUCACUUUUUUCUGUAAAGGGGGAGGAGAGGAUUAAUCAAAGCAUUGCUGGAGAAGCCCCACAGAGUAGGUGUCUGCAAACACCUUGCCCCUGCCCCUGUAGCCCUGUAGAUUUCUGGACGGGAAGGGCCGGAGUCUUUGCCUAAAAGAAGGGCUGUGCCCCCACUGUUUCACGGCUUGGAGUGGGGACUCCCGUUGCUGUGUUGAGGAAAUCCUGGUGCUCUGAGUGCUGUGUGGCCCCAGCUCCUGCUCCCGCUGUGCCUGGCCUGCCUCCACUGUCCAGCGCUAGAAGGCUAAGUUCUAGGAGCUGCUUCUGAGGGUGAAGUCUUCCUGUAUCUGGUGCUUAGAGGAUGCACCAGACGCCAUCCCUCCUGCCUUCUAGUUUCAGCAAGAACUUUGGAGAUAAGGCCUGGACCGGGUGUCUGGGAGGAGAGGCAGGUGGGCCAGAAAGGGAUGGGUGGGAGUGAGUGAGGACUCUCUGCGCAGUGUGGUUGAGCUGGACCACAAGGAGGAGCGAGCCCAGGGGGAAGGGGGGUGCCGUCGCCAGUCCCCACCCACCACCCCUUCUCCCUCCAGCCCAAGCCACAGCCAAACCCACAGUGUGCCCAAUAGGCCACUUCCUCCCCGCCUCCAGGUUCAAAGGUCACCAUCACUCUGCCAGGGAGCCUCUUUCUGCCCACUCCUCUUCUGAGGCCCACCCAGCCCAGCCCAGCCCUACUGCCUGCCUCUCCCUAGCGCUGUCCUAGUGCUCAUGAAAAGUAAUCAUAAUCACAACAAUUAAUAACAACAGAGCCCACAGCAGGCCUGAGGCAGCCCUUAAAGAGGCAGUGCCCCAUUUUCUCCCAGCAGAGCUGGCGGUGGGACCUGGCUGGCACUGAGAGGCAGCCUGUGCCUUUGUUCCCAUCCCUCCCUUUGCCUUGGGUUUUGGGGUGGUGUUGGGGUGAGCAUUUUUGCCUGCGUUCUCCAUCAGUACUAGUCUCGUGUUUUAAUUGAACUGUCUUUUCUUAGCGAUAGAUGCUUUCACCGCAUCCAGCUGCUCGUGUGUAUUGGGAAACCUGCCUGUAAUACAGCUCGGCUAAAUUAAAAGACGCAGCAGCUGGACGAUUAAACAGGGAGGGAGGGAUGCAGACGGACAGGCAGGGAGGGGACACUGGUAAGAGCCCCCAUCUCUGUCUCUGUCUGUCUCUCUUUAAAUAAUGUUUCUGGUAAUGCAUUUUGGAGAAUGUGAAAAAAAAUAAAAAAUAAAGCCGUAGAAAUGUUAAUGAUAUCCACAGGACACUCAGCAGGAAAUGAGAGUGAUCUGGGACUAAUAAAAGCCGAAAUGUAAUUUGUGCAGAUAUACGAGGCGCAGGCUUCAGAGUGGUCCUGGGUUUGCACAUUCUGGGCUCAUAAACAUGCGCCUGGGGAGGGCAGGGAGCGGGCGCCGUGCCGUCGGCCUGGGCACAGGAUCGCCUGGGCUGCCCUGUGGCGAUCUGGCCAGGGCAGGAGCGAGGGGCUGCCCAGCUGGCAGGGAGCUGCCAGACCUGAACCAAGCGCCGUUCCCAGCUCCUCUGGGCUGGCACGUCGCAGCAGGAACCUCCUGUAAUGUUUUAUCCGAGCCGCCAGGGGUAGGAUUGAAGUGGGUCAGAAGGGCGGGCGUGAGGCUUGUUAGGGAUGCCUGUGACAAAUCCAGGGAGAGGAGGGGGAGCAGAGGGAAGCGGCUUUGAUGAGCCAGUGGGCAGGGGCUUGCCUCUCAGGAAAGUGGCCGGCCCCCCACUGGGCUGGGUGUCCUGGGCUGAUGGGCUGGCUCCUGGGGGCCGUCUGGCUGCCCUGGGCUUGCCCUGCUCUCAGGCACAUGGAGGCCCUCUGUCCCCUUCCCUGCAUCCAUCCCUAGACACUGAAUGAGGAAGGCACCUGUGGUGGGGUCUGGGCGAAGGAAGAGGGGUGAACGUAGCAGCCGCCCACAGCUCUCCCUUACUCUUUCCUGUUUCCCUCCCUGACUCUGCAUGCCUCUCCUUCUCUGUGCCCCUUCCUGACCCCUUCAACAACCUGGAGUGUUUGUAGCCGGAGGCAGGUCACCCCUUCCUUUUGGAGCAUUUGGGAACUAGCACUAGAAAGUCCCCUGUCCCCCUGGGGGCCUGGGCCACACAGGCCAAGCUGGGCCCCCUUCUUCCUGCCUCCGGGCCAGCGUGGUUCUGGGUAAAUCCCAAGCCUUCUGGGACUCGGCCGAUGGCGAGACCCUCCGUGCACUUCCUCCAAAACCUGGGCCAUUUUCCUUCUUUCUUCCAUCCCUCUUUUAGGGGUCUUCUGGGGUGGCCAGGCCAGCGAGUCAGCUGGGGGAAGCUGGACGCCGGACCGGCAGAUGCUCUGCUCGGAAAGACUCCCCCAACCCACCCCGGCUCCUUUCCUGACCCAGGAUUCUGCUUUGGGGGCAGGGGCAGGUUAGACCCCCGCCUGGGUCCCGAGCCCUAAAAUCAUAACCAGAUGGGCUCGUGGGUGUUGCCUGCCCCAGCCCUCUCCUGCAGAGUUGGGGAGGGGCUGGCCAGGAGCGACAGGGCUUCGUCCCCCAGUACGGGGGGUUGGGGGUGGUGAGCUGUGCCCUUCCGUGGCCGUGGGACUGCAUCUCUAGCCCCAUUAGUAUGCACUCCCUCACUCUGGGCCACGUAAUCUGUUUAUGCACCUAUGAUAUCAAAAACGGGAGGCAGGUGCUGCUGUCUUUCGUUCCUGAGAGUCAGAGGAGGGGACGUUUUAUGUCUAUGGUGGCUUGGCAGCCCCUAAUCGACGUCUGCUGGAAGGAACAGACAGAUUCCAGAUGGCGUGGCAGUGAUCGAGGAGAUAACCAGCCCGAGUCAUGCAGUCUUUUCGAGAAAGGUGUGGUUUCCAUGGCAAACAACAGAACUACCAGCAGACCUCGCAGGAAACAUCACGCCUGGAGAAUUACAGGCAGCCGAGUCAGGCCGGGCUAAGCUGUGACCGGCAGCGGCUGCUCGCCAAGGACUAUUAUAACCCGCAGCCUUACCCGAGCUACGAGGGUGGCACCGGCACGCCCUCUGGCACAGCGGCCACGGUGGCUGCUGACAAGUACCACCGAGGCAGCAAGGCCCUGCCCACGCAGCAGGCCCUGCAGGGGAGGCCAGCUUUCCCCGGCUACGGCGCCCAGGACAGCAGCCCCUACCCAGGCCGCUAUGCUGGUGAGGAGAGCCUGCAGGCUUGGGGGGCCCCGCAGCCACCACCCCCACAGCCGCAGCCCCUGCCAGCGGGGGUGGGCAAGUAUGAUGAGAACUUAAUGAAAAAGACGGCAGUGGCCCCCAGCAGGCAGUAUGCAGAGCAGGGCGCCCAGGUGCCCUUUCGGACUCACUCCCUGCACGUCCAGCAGCCACCGCUGCCCCAGCAGCCCCUGGCAUACCCCAAGCUGCAAAGGCAGAAGCUGCAGAAUGACAUUGCCUCCCCUCUGCCCUUCCCCCAGGGCACCCACUUUCCCCAGCAUUCCCAGUCCUUCCCCACCUCCUCCACCUACUCCUCCUCCGUCCAGGGCGGUGGGCAGGGGGCCCACUCCUAUAAGAGCUGCACGGCGCCGACUGCCCAGCCCCACGACAGGCCGCUGACCGCCAGCUCCAGCCUGGCCCCGGGGCAGCGGGUCCAGAGUCUUCACGCCUACCAGUCAGGCCGCCUCAGCUAUGACCACCAGCAGCAGCAGCAGCAGCAAGCUCUUCAGAGCCGGCACCAUGCCCAGGAAACCCUCCAUUACCAAAACCUCGCCAAGUAUCAGCACUACGGGCAGCAAGGCCAGGGCUACUGCCAGCCGGACGCCGCAGUCCGGACCCCGGAGCAGUACUACCAGACCUUCAGCCCCAGCUCCAGCCACUCGCCCGCCCGCUCCGUGGGCCGCUCCCCCUCCUACAGCUCCACUCCGUCGCCGCUGAUGCCAAACCUGGAGAACUUCCCCUACAGCCAGCAGCCGCUGAGCACAGGGGCCUUUCCCGCGGGGAUCACAGACCACAGCCACUUCAUGCCCCUGCUCAACCCCUCCCCGACGGAUGCCACCAGCUCCGUGGACACUCAGGCCGGCAACGGCAAGCCGCUGCAGAAGGACAAGCUCCCUGAGAGCCUGCUGUCGGACCUCAGCCUGCAGAGCCUCACGGCGCUGACCUCACAGGUGGAGAACAUUUCCAGCACCGUCCAGCAGCUGCUGCUGUCCAAGGCUGCCGUGCCGCAAAAGAAAGGCGUCAAAAACCUCGUGUCCAGGACCCCGGAGCAGCACAAAAGCCAGCACUGCAGCCCCGAAGGCAGCGGCUACUCGGCCGAGCCCGCGGGCACCCCGCUGUCGGAGCCGCUGGGCAGCACGCCGCAGUCCACGCACGCCGAGCCGCAGGAGGCCGACUACCUGAGCGGCUCCGAGGACCCGCUGGAGCGCAGCUUCCUCUACUGCAGCCAGGCCCGUGGCAGCCCUGCCAGGGUCAACAGCAACUCGAAGGCCAAGCCCGAGUCCGUGUCCACCUGUUCUGUGACUUCUCCUGACGACAUGUCCACCAAAUCUGACGACUCCCUGCAGAGCCUGCAUGGCAGUCUGCCGCUCGACAGCUUCUCCAAGUUCGUGGCGGGCGAGCGGGACUGUCCUCGGCUGCUGCUGAGCGCCCUGGCACAGGAGGACCUGGCCUCCGAGAUCCUGGGGCUGCAGGAAGCCAUCGGCGAGAAGGCCGACAAAGCUUGGGCCGAAGCAUCCAGCCUGGCCAAGGACAGCAGCAAGCCACCCUUCUCUCUGGAGAACCACAGCGCCUGCCUGGACUCUGUGGCCAAGGGUGCGUGGCCCCGGCCUGGGGAGCCGGAGGCCCUGCCCGACCCCUUGCAGCUGGACAAGGGUGGCACCACCAAGGACUUCAGCCCAGGGCUGUUCGAAGACCCUUCCGUGGCCUUCGCUACCCCUGACCCCAAAAAGACAACUGGUCCUCUCUCUUUUGGCACGAAGCCCACCCUUGGGGUGACGGCUCCAGACCCUACCGCAGCAGCUUUUGACUGUUUCCCAGACUCGACUGCUGUCAGCUCGGCAGACAGUGCUAACCCCUUUGCCUGGCCAGAGGAAAACCUGGGGGAUGCUUGUCCCAGGUGGGGAUUGCACCCCGGUGACCUCACCAAGGGCCUGGAGCAGGGUGGGAAGGCCUCGGACGGUGUCAGCAAAGGGGACGCCCAUGAGGCUUCGGCCUGCCUGGGCUUCCAGGAGGAGGAGCCCCCGGGGGAGAAGGUGGUCUCGUUGCCUGGGGACUUCAAGCAGGAGGAGGCGGGUGGGGUGAAGGAGGAGGCAGGCGGGCUGCUGCAGUGCCCCGACGUGGGCAAGGCUGAUCGGUGGCUGGAGGACAGCCGGCACUGCUGUUCCACCGCCGACUUCGGGGACCUCCCGCUGCUGCCGCCCACCAGCAGGAAGGAGGACCUGGAGGCUGAGGAGGAGUACUCCUCCCUGUGUGAGCUCCUGGGCAGCCCCGAGCAGAGGCCUGGCAUGCAGGACCCGCUGUCACCCAAGGCCCCGCUCAUCUGCACCAAGGAGGAGGUGGAGGAGGUGCUGGACUCCAAGGCCGGCUGGGGCUCCCCGUGCCACCUCUCAGGGGAGUCUGUCAUCCUGCUGGGUCCCACCGUGGGCACCGAGUCAAAGGUCCAGAGCUGGUUUGAGUCUUCGCUGUCCCACAUGAAGCCUGGUGAAGAGGGGCCCGACGGGGAGCGAGCUCCGGGGGAUUCUGCCACCUCGGACACCUCUCUGGCCCAGAAGCCCAACAAGCCUGCUGUGCCUGAGGCGCCCAUCGCGAAGAAAGAGCCUGUGCCACGGGGCAAAAGCUUACGGAGCCGGCGGGUACACCGGGGGCUGCCCGAGGCGGAGGACUCCCCGUGCAGGGCACCUGCGCUGCCCAAAGACCUCUUGCUCCCUGAAUCCUGCACGGGACCCCCGCCGGGACAGAUGGAAGGGGCUGGAGCCCCAGGCCGGGGGGCCUCGGAGGGGCUCCCCAGGAUGUGCACUCGUUCUCUCACGGCCCUGAGUGAGCCCCGCACGCCCGGGCCCCCAGGCCUGACCACCACCCCUGCACCCCCAGACAAACUGGCGGGCAAGCAGCGAGCCGCCUUCAAGUCGGGCAAGCGGGUGGGGAAGCCCUCACCCAAGGCCGCCUCCAGCCCCAGCAACCCGGCCGCCCUGCCUGUGGCCUCCGACAGCAGUCCCAUGGGCUCCAAGACCAAGGAGACGGACUCGCCCGGCACACCUGGCAAGGACCAGCGCUCCAUGAUCCUUCGGUCACGCACCAAAACCCAGGAGAUCUUCCACUCCAAGCGACGGAGGCCCUCCGAGGGCCGGCUCCCCAACUGCCGGGCCACCAAGAAGCUCCUAGACAACAGCCACCUGCCUGCCACGUUCAAGGUCUCCGGCAGCCCCCAGAAGGAGGGCAGGGUGAGCCAGCGGGCCAGGGUCCCCAAGCCUGGUGCAGGCAGCAAGCUCUCUGACCGGCCCCUCCAUGCGCUCAAAAGGAAGUCGGCCUUCAUGGCGCCGGUCCCCACCAAGAAGCGGAACCUGGUCUUGCGGAGCCGCAGCAGCAGCAAUGCCAGCGGCAACGGGGGAGAUGGGAAGGAGGAGGGGCCCGAGGGCACCCCCACCCUCUUCAAGAGGAUGUCUUCUCCCAAGAAGGCCAAGCCCACCAAGGGCAAUGGCGAGCCCGCCACAAAGCCCCCACCCCCCGAGGCCCCCGACGCCUGCCUCAAGCUCGCCUCUCGGGCGGCCUUCCAGGGGGCCAUGAAGACCAAGGUGCUGCCGCCCCGGAAGGGCCGGGGCCUGAAGCUGGAAGCCAUCGUGCAGAAGAUCACCUCGCCCAGCCUCAAGAAGUUUGCAUGCAAAGCGCCGGGGCCCGCUCCCGGUCAUCCUCUGAGCCCAUCCCUUCCUGAGAAGGACCGUGGGCUCAAGGGUGCUGGGGGCAGCCCGGUGGGGGCCGAAGAAGGCCUGAUCAGCAUGGGCACCGGGCAGAAGCUCCCAGCGGCUUCUGUUGCCGAUCCGUUAUGCAGAAAUCUGACCAACAGAUCCUUAAAAGGCAAACUCAUGAACAGUAAGAAACUGUCUUCGACUGACUGUUUCAAAACCGAGGCCUUCACGUCCCCGGAGGUCCUGCAGCCUGGGGGGACCGCCCUGGCACCUAAGAAGCGAAGUCGGAAAGGCCGGGCGGGAGCCCUCGGGCUCUCCAAAGGCCCCCUGGAAAAGCGGCCCUAUCUUGGCCCGGCUCUGCUCCUGACUCCCCGAGACAGGGCCGGUGGCACCCAAGGGGCCGGCGAGGACAGCCCUGGCGGAGGAGGCAAGAAGCCAAAGAUGGAGGAGCUGGGCCUGGCCUCCCAGCCCCCCGAGGGCAGGCCCUGCCAGCCCCAGACAAGGGCACAGAAACAGCCAGGCCAUGCCAACUACAGCAGCUAUUCCAAGCGGAAGCGCCUCACUCGGGGCCGGGCCAAGAACACCACCUCUUCACCCUGCAAGGGGCGAGCCAAGCGGCGGCGGCAACAGCAGGUGCUGCCCCUGGAUCCCGCAGAGCCUGAAAUCCGCCUCAAGUACAUUUCGUCGUGCAAGCGGCUGAGGUCAGACAGUCGAAUCCCCGCCUUCUCACCCUUCGUGCGCGUGGAGAAGCGAGAUGCGUUCACCACCAUAUGCACUGUUGUCAACUCCCCUGGAGAUGCACCCAAGCCCCACAGGAAGCCUUCCUCCUCUGCCUCCUCUUCCUCAUCCUCAUCCUCGUUCUCCUUGGAUGCAGCCGGGGCCUCCCUGGCCACGCUCCCUGGAGGCUCCAUCCUGCAGCCUCGGCCCUCCCUGCCCCUCUCCUCCACCAUGCACCUGGGGCCUGUGGUUUCCAAGGCCCUGAGUACCUCUUGCCUUGUUUGCUGCCUCUGCCAAAACCCGGCCAACUUCAAGGACCUCGGGGACCUCUGUGGGCCCUACUACCCCGAACACUGCCUCCCCAAAAAGAAGCCAAAACUCAAGGAGAAGGUGCGGCCGGAGAGCACCUGCGAGGAAGCCUCGCUGCCACUCGAGAGAACACUCAAAGGCCCCGAGUGCGCAGCUGCCGCCGCCGCCGGAAAGCCCCCCAGGCCUGAUGGCCCAGCCGACCUGGCCAAGCAGGGCCCACUGCGCACCAGUGCCCGGGGCCUGUCCCGGAGGCUGCAGAGCUGCUACUGCUGCGAUGGCCGGGAGGACGGGGGCGAGGAGGCAGCCCCAGCCGACAAGGGCCGAAGACACGAGUGCAGCAAGGAGGCCCCGGGAGAGCCCGGCGGGGAGGCCCAGGAGCACUGGGUGCACGAGGCCUGCGCCGUGUGGACCGGUGGCGUCUACCUGGUGGCCGGGAAGCUCUUUGGGCUGCAGGAGGCCAUGAAGGUGGCCGUGGACAUGGUAAGAGGCCAGCCCAGCCAGGGUGGGGAGCGUGGGGUUCCAAAGGACAGUAAUGCAGGCAGGCAGGGAGCCCCUUGUCUCUCUAGUGCUACAGCAUGGGCCUAAUUCGUCUGCAGUCUCGGGAUGAUCUGCAGAGUCCUCCGGGCUGUGUGGGGGAAGUGGAGGCACCGUCCGGCCAAGGCAGGUUGGACUCACCCACCCUGUCCCAGGAGACUUCCUGCUGGGGGCCCCUAUGCCAGCUUUCUCCCACUCACCUGGCAUCUUCAGGCUCCAGCCCCACCCAGAGCCCACGGGGCCCCUCCCCAUGCUGUCCCUGGAGUUGCCAAGGCCCAGAGGACACGCGGCCUCCCAGGAUUGAACGUCAGGGCCGUCCUGGGUGGCGCAAGAGCAAGCUGCCCACCCUCCGUUUCUGUCUCCUGUGCCUCUGGAAUGGAGCUGAGGGCUUAGGGGAAGAAUCCCUCCAACGACACAGGCUUGACACAUGGACCAGUCACAGGGUCCCUCCCUCUGCAGGACAGUCCACGGGGUCACACAGUCACACAGGCAGGGUGGGGCAGACCCGGACCCUCUUGCCCCUGGCUCCGAGACCAGCUUUGGAAGCCGGAGUCACUGAGCACCAACGUGAGAGGGAACUCGGGCCGCGCAGCCAUGCACCUUUGGGGCUGUGACCUGCCCUCCCUGUGCCUCUGUCCCCUCGCCCCUAAUGUGGGUCUGAGGGUGCCCAUGGAGGAGGGGUCGGGAGGGUUACAUGGGGGCAGUCCCCAGCCUCCAGAGCGAGGCUGCCCUGUGAUAGUCGGUACAGAGGGGCCUGGUGGCUCUGGUGACCCCGGGGUGACGUGUCUGGUGGUACUACCACUUCCCCAGUACCAUAAGGUCCGUCUGCCCUUCUGAGGGAGGUAACAGUGGGGUCUACUCCCCCAGAGUCGUGCUUCUGCCCCCCACAUUCAGCCCCCACUCCACUGCCGCAUCCAGACCUCCAUGGAGUGACGCUCCCGGCUCCCAGUGCUGGGUGGUGGCUCUCAGUGGGAACAACUGCUCUCUCAGUGGCCCCUGCCCUGAGUCCCAUCCCCUCCACUCCUUCCUUCAGCCUGCUGUGUGCAGUUGAGGUCACAGGGAAGCCAGAGGGGCUUUGCAGGGGUCUCCAGAGGCCUUGCACGAACACUGCCUGCCUCUGAGCAAUUGAGUGACCCAGCAGAGUGGCCCCAGUGACUUCAGCCCCCACCACCCGCAUGGCCUCCUCCCCUGGUGCAGCGCGGCCCACCUGCUUCUUGCAGUGCCCCUGCAGUCCCUCUGAGCAGCCUUUGCCCCUGACAGUUGCUGUGACAUCAUCUGGCCUUACCAAGGUCCUGGUGGGUGCCCACUGUGGAUUCCACUCACACCUCGUGUGUGUUGGGCACCUGCUUCCCACUGCCCAUGGGGAUGGUUGCAUCUCCACGCCCAGACGCCCUGCCCACCUCACUUCAGCCUCUGCCUCAGAGGAAGGCUGGCCCGGACGGGACACCGCAGCUUCGUGAUGCGGCAGGCCUUGCUUGCCCAGCAGAUGGUGGCUCUGGGUCUCUUUCCAGUUGGUGAUUUUUUGCCUCUCCCCUGCUUUCUCUGUCUCUUUCUCCCAUUACUGGCUCCUUCCCAGCACCUUGAAACAGGUUCAAGUCUCUCCCAUCAUCAUAAACCCUCAGAUCCCCAGCCCCAGCCGCCGGCAUCGCCCCUCUUCACAGCCUCUUCCCUGAAAGCCUGUCCCUAUUGCCUCCUGGCCGUUCAGCCUCUCUGGGGGCUGCCUCCGUGCACCCGACACUCAUGUCCCACCAGGCUGGGAUCCGGUCGUCUCUGCGUCCCCUGCAGCCAGCACUGGCCGGCCGAAGGGAGGAGGGGUCAGCCCUGAGCACCGAGCACCCCAGCCCAUCCCCGCCUGUCCCUGGGCCGUAGGUGUCUUGCCGUCCAUGCACACACAGCGCUCUGCUGGACCGACACAGUGAGUGUCGGAGCGGCACCGGCUUCCCUGCGCCACACGGAGGCUGGAACUCGCCUGCCUGGGCCAUGCCUGUCCGCUGUGCCAUGCUCCAGAAACGGCUUGACAGCCGGCACGACUGGGGCUGCCCCAGGAAGGUCAGAACCAGGAACGCCCUGCCGGAGACAUGGGGCAUCUGGGGGAAUGGGCAGGUCUGGGGCUUCCCAGGGUCACUUUCGGUUCAUACCCCUUCCUGCCUAUCAGUGGCUUGGGGGCACCGCGAUCCUUGGAGUCAGACCCUGAUUCAAAUCCCAGCUCUGCCCAGGGCUGGUUCUAUAACUCCAGGCAAGUCAGGCAUCCUCUGAGAAUCCCACAAUGUCAACCCUGUUAGCAGGAUUGUGGGGUUCUGCGGAUCUGCCUGGCAUGUGGAAGGGGCUUGGGGUGCAGCUGCAUCCCCGGCCACAGCCCUGCCACGGCCCUCAGCACCGUGGCCUCACUUUGGCUUUCAGGAGGGCAGAACCUCUGAGCCAGCCCUCAGGAUACCCUCUUCCCUUGAUGGCCCUUUCUGGGAACGGGCCCCGCCCGCUGUCUCUGAGCCCUGCCAUGCUAACCUCCUGGCACCUUGGUGUCCCUGGCUGCCCAGAGCCUGCCCCUCCCCCAAAGCCAUCAUAGACCCCUACCUCCUAUCCAGAUGGGGCCUGGCCCGGAGUGCUUGGGGUGAGAGGGACCCAUAGCAGGCUCUGGGCAUUGUUGGGGGCUGGGCGGGGUCUGUAGAGGCCCCACCUGUGGCAGGGUUCACGGGCCACCACCCCUGCGCUCCCCUCGGCGUAGUUGGGGUCAGAAGGGCCUGAGGCCUCACUCUGAUCUCAGUUUCUUCACAUCUAAAAUGCCAUUCAGAUGCCUCCCUGAGAGUAGGGCUGCCUUGCAGGCAAGUGGAGCGAAGUCUUCACCACCCAGACACCGACGCCACGCGUGGACAGCGGCCUCCUGUGUAUCAUUAGCCCUUUUGGGUCAGGAAUUGGGGACGCUGGACCCCAGAUCCCCAGGAGGCCAUCCCAGACCAGGCGGGAAGGAGCCCUCAGCCCUGAGCUGAAAACCCAAAAUUGUAGAACAAACCCCAGGCCACAGCCCCCACCUGCCCACUCCCAGCUUGGGCAGGGCAGCGGGGAGGGGAGUGUUCUCAGACAUUUCUCAGCUGCUGGGGAGGGGAGGGAGCAUCCCCCCACCAGCAUGUGGGGUCCUGUGGGCCCCUGCUCCAGCCUGGAGCCCUUGGGCAGGUUACUCAGCCUCAGCUUUCAUUGGUAACCUGGACAAAACAGCAAUAAUGGCAUCAUAAGGUUGGCAUGAGGGCAUGACUGGCACACAGGAAGCUACUGUCAUUUGUUUCACUGGCUUUGCACCUGGGCACCGGCCACCACCCUCUCUGCUGCCUUCUUUUCCUUACCCCUGCCAGCACAGUGGCACGGUGGCGCUGGCGCCUGGGUGGCGUCUCCCUCCGCAGCCUCAGAUUGACUCCACUCUUCCAAGGGCCUUCUUGGCCUGGCUGUCCUCACCUGGCCAUGUCCCACUCUAAGCAGCUGGGCCAGGUGUGGGGCAGCCCCAAGCUUCACAGAGGACAGUUUUGAGACUUGGAGGACGAGAGCAUCAGAGUUACAUGAAAUCAGCAUCUCAUGCUGAGAGCUGGUUCCCGGAGAGUGCAGGUCUCAUCCUAAGCAGAACAGUCCCAGCCCAGCUUCCGUGCUCUUGCUGCCAGAGAGGGCAGAAAACCAUGCCAAUGCCUUCACUCUUGCCUGGAAUGGGAGCCUCAGUUUCACCAUCUGUAAAGUGAGGUUAAUGAAAGUGACACACAGAGGGCUGUUGGAGCCAGUGGAUAAGGACACAGCAGCCCCUGCACACAGGACGCAUGCCACAGACCCCGGCCAGGAGCCACAGCCAUGGUGGUAACUGGCAUCGCUGCCCCAAGGGGGUCUCCCUACCCAGUGUACCAGUCCAGGGGGUGCCAAAGCCCCACACUUGUGGGCAUGAGCGCCCCAGUGCUGAGCCUCCUUCCGGCAGAUUUCUAGCACCAUUUUGGAGAAAGGAGGCGGGGACCACAGGGAACCAGCCUGUAA
Cebus imitator (Panamanian white-faced capuchin) is the source of this 13792-nucleotide messenger RNA. It is a transcript of the gene RAI1, whose product is annotated as retinoic acid induced 1. The coding region runs from base 4193 to 9841 and encodes 1882 amino acids. The transcript is spliced from 2 exons. Gene Ontology annotation, biological process: circadian regulation of gene expression; regulation of transcription by RNA polymerase II. The record is from RefSeq and is a predicted model, not a curated record. Gene Ontology annotation, cellular component: nucleus. NCBI's taxonomy places the organism in Eukaryota, Metazoa, Chordata, Mammalia, Primates, Cebidae.